AUGGAUCGUUUAAGUGACCCCCAGGGAAAUCCGUUACGAAAUCCGCCGCGCGGAAACCCGGAUCGACCGAACGGUAAUCGCCAAGAACGUCGAGCCGCGGCGGCUUGGCGGAGGGUGCAAACUGCUAUAUCAGAAAGUAGCGCAGAAUCUCCCGCGGAACCUAAGUACCGCCGAAGUCAAAUGGAAGGCUUCGAGCGAAGGCUACAAAAUCUACAGGAUCAAUUUAAAGGCAAGGUGAGGCCUUCUGCUGAGAAUCUAUUAACCUCCUCGCCCUUCGUGGAUGAAAUCAUGGACUAUCGGGCUCCCGCGGACCUAAAAAUCCCAGAACAUGUUACUUUCGAUGGGACGGGGGAUCCCCGAGAACAUUUGGUCAGUUAUCAGGCCAAAAUGCAAGUUUUAGGGGUGGAAGAGCCACAUAUGUUCAAGGCUUUUCUCCCUACUCUCAAGGGGCUCGCUCAAAAAUGGUUUUUGGCACUGCCAAGCUGUUCUAUUCGGUGCUUCAAUGAUUUAGCCGACCGAUUCCUUACUCAUUACGCCGUAAACAUCAAGCCGCAGCGCAAUCUUACCCACUUGAGCGGAAUCAGUCAAGAUGAGGGAGAAGCUUUGAAGACGUAUCUGGCUCGCUGGCAAAAAGAGGUACAAACUAUCGAGGGGUUAGACGAGCAAGUGGCUAUCACCUUUUUUAUGGAGUCGCUCCGAGCGGGCAAAUUGUUUAUUGAUCUCCACAAUGAUCGUCCUAGGACGUAUGUGGAGGCUAUCCAGAGAGCCAGUCGUCAGGCAGACACAGAAGAGGCUGUGAGACAAAAACGGCAGCGAGAAGCUGCCGGAUCCAGCGCUAAGUGA
Messenger RNA from Ipomoea triloba (trilobed morning glory), 843 nucleotides. RefSeq lists its product as uncharacterized. NCBI's taxonomy places the organism in Eukaryota, Viridiplantae, Streptophyta, Magnoliopsida, Solanales, Convolvulaceae. The record is from RefSeq and is a predicted model, not a curated record. Bases 1 to 843 code for a protein of 280 amino acids. The transcript has a single exon.